GUUUGUAAAGGAAAGUUACAAACAAUUUUUUUUUAUCCUUAUACACCUCUUUCAGGUCUGUCUUUCAUUUUUUUCUAAGAAAGUACGGUCACUGUACGUUUGGGCACAGCUCCAGCUUCAUUAAUCCUGAAAUGACUUUCAUGCUAUUUCUACUUUCAGGAGUUUCUCAAAAAAAUCCUGCAGUAACAAUUUGGGGAGGCUAUUGAUGUUGAAGAUGCCUAGUUUCUUUUCAUAAACGUUUGGUUCCUGACAUUUCCUCAGAAACGGAAACAUUAAAAAAAAUAUAUGAAAAACGUCUCUUGUAGAUUUGCCUCAACACCUGGCAACACUACACACUAUUUGGGGCCCCUGCGUUACCUGAACAAGUUUAAUUAUAAGCCAGAUUCAAAUGUUGGAAAUUGCCUUUCGCAACUCCCACUAGCCCUUUUUUUUAACAAGUGACUAAAAAAGUCGCUGUGGCUUUAAGAAAGACCUAGAAAUGAUGCUAACUGGAUGUAGCGAGUUUGCUUAUGAAACGCCGUGAGUGGAACAGGGACUACAGUACUGCGUUCGAGGCAAAAAGUUGAUGCAACGAUGUUCGAGAAGUUUUCUCUUCCAAGUCCACUGACGAUGCUGAUUUUUCUCUUGCAGCGAUGCCUGCAACUUCUUGUGCUGCUCAUCUCUGUGCUUUCCUACCUGGACCUAUGGGAUCCUAUUUGUAAAAAAUCUUUUCCACAUCUCAUGAAGAGGUUUAGUAAACUGUACAAUGGAAGAAUGCACAAGGAAAAGGAGACGUUGUUCAGGAACAUGAAGGACUUUGCCGAUCCCUCAGGAAAGCUCCACCUGCUAGAGAUUGGCGUAGGCACAGGAACCAACUUCAAGUUUUACCCCUCAGGCUCUCGGGUAACCUGCGUGGACUACAAUCCCAACUUUGAAAAAUUCCUGCUGGAGAGCAUGGCGAAGAACACGCACCUCGAGUUUGAGAACUUUAACUUUGUGGUGACCUCCGCCGAGGACCUCUCUUCUGUGCCUGACAGCUCUGUAGAUGUGGUAGUUGGCACGCUGCUGCUUUGCUCUGUGGCCAACGUCAAGGCUGCCUUAAAGGAAGUUCUGAGAGUGCUCAGACCAGGUGGUGCAUACUAUUUCAUUGAACAUGUAGCGGCUGACCGAUCCACCUGGACCUACUUCUGGCAGCAAAUCUGUGACCCCGCUUGGGGAUAUCUGGGAGAGGGGUGCUCCGUGUUAAGAGAGACCUGGAAGGACUUGGAGAAUGCAGAGUUUUCUAAACUGAACUUGCAACACAUGGCAGCCCCGUUGGUCGUUCCUGUAGUAUGUCCCCAUAUUUAUGGAUAUGCCAUGAAGUAAUUGUCCCGUAAGGGGAGAGCACCUUUCUCUUAAAGUCAGAUGACUGAGUUCAAGGAAUUAAUAGUAACAAUGCAUAUGUUGCAAUAAGAAAAAUGCUUCCUCUAUUCUAUAUGAUUAUUCAAAAUAGAGAAAGGCUCCUAAAAGUUCAGGCCACAAUAAACCUAAAUGAUAUCUUAGAUUAGGUUUGGAGGGAGGGCAAAUAAUAAGUUUAACAAUUAAUAUAAAAGAAAAAGUCCAUCCUACUGUCAGAGGCCAUCUCAACAACAACAAAAAAAAGCCUAAUCAGCCACUUUUUGUGGCAUUACCCUGUCCUGCACGUGAGCCUCCCAGGAAGGAAAGCUAGGGGUGCCUGUCUUUGGGGAUUACUACCCGUGUGGAGUUGUCUGAUCACAAACUGAUAAUGGGCAGAGCCCUAACUUAGACACAAGCACAGCAGGGAAUUUUCCGUGGAUAAUGCCUCAGGCAGAAUCCUCGUUGGCCUUUGGGAGAAGCCAACGCAGAAGGAACGGAACAUCUUUCUUGGCUUCUCAUCCGCUGCCUACCCCCUGCGGUUUUACUCUAGAGUGAGUCAAACUAUGCACAUCCUGGCAUGGGAUUGCAUUGAAACCUAAGGCUUGGAAUUUAGAAACUGUAUAUUGUAUCAAAGCUUGCUGACCGCUGUAUUAUGCAUUAGUACCUUGCUUUCCUUAUGAUUAUUUCCUUACGAUUCUUUUCAUUUUCGCUAAAAAGGUAAAGGGUCUUUUUGCUCUCCA
This is a messenger RNA of Python bivittatus (Burmese python), 2096 nucleotides long. The record is from RefSeq and is a predicted model, not a curated record. Lineage: Eukaryota; Metazoa; Chordata; Lepidosauria; Squamata; Pythonidae.